UUUUUACACCCUCCGAUUUACUCCAGUUCGGUUGUCUACAUGUAAGUCUAGAAUGACAUAACAGAACAAAACUUUGACUGGCAUGAAUUAUGCCCUAUGUCAAUUACAAGCCACACAUCCGACUGCAAAACCGAUGAGCUCGAUGAAGAGAGAGAAUUGCUAAUGGAGCAACGAGUGAAUAAUCGAUUAGUCUCAGGCUCUCGGCUGGUGCAAUAUAAUGUGAGACCUCUCUCCAUUCCCACCGGCCAAACUCACCGGAAAAUGACGGUAUACCGGAAUUCGUCUCCCGGCUUCCUCGCCGGAAAGCAAGUGUUUCCGGUCGAUUACGCAGCCGAGGUCUCGCAACGGCUCGUCGACGCUUCCCACGCCGACGACCUCAACUCGGCCCUCGAGUACGUCGCCGACCCCUUCGUCGACGUCAACUUCAUCGGAACAGUGUGCUUGAAGACGAAAAGGACAGAUGUUGUCUUGCACGAUGAGUCGGCCAACGAAGUUCGUUUCGAAUUCGAAGAGUUCAAGACGGAGGUCACUGCUCUGUUCCUCGCAGCUCAUGCCGGAAAUCUGACACUCGUCAGAAAAUUACUGAGUGUUGGAGCCAAUGUGAAUCAGAAGCUGUUCCGGGGCUAUGCUACGACAGCGGCAGUGAGGGAGGGCCAUAUUGAGAUAUUGGAGAUGCUUUUGAAUGGUGGAGCAUCUCAGACAGCAUGCGAGGAGGCUUUGUUGGAAGCAAGCUAUGUGGGGCAGACCAGGCCUGCUGAGCUGCUCAUGGGUUCCGACAUGAUCCGCCCACAUGUUGCUGUGCAUGCUCUUGUCACGGCAUCCUGCAGAGGGUUUGUGGAUGUUGUUGAGACACUCAUCAAGUGUGGAGUCGAUGCUAAUGCAACUGCGCGGGUGCUGCUUAGGUCUUCCAAGCCGUCUCUGCAUGCCAAUGUUGACUGUAAUGCGCUCGUUGCAGCCAUCGUUAGCAGGCAGAUUUCUGUUGUCAGAUUGCUGCUACAGAAGGCUGGUGUUAGAACAGACGCAAAAGUGAGACUGGGAGCCUGGUCAUGGGACACAGCUACUGGAGAAGAAUUUAGGGUGGGUGCAGGGCUAGCUGAGCCUUAUAGUGUCACCUGGUGUGUAGUGGAGUAUUUUGAAGACAGUGGUGCUAUCUUGUGCAUGCUCUUACGCCACCUCUCCCCUAACAUCCCUCAUUUUGGGAGGACCAUCAUCCAUCAUGCCAUCCUAUGUAACAACGCUAAAGCAGUCAAUGUGCUUGUGAAUUGUGGUGCUAAUGUAGAGUUCCCUGUUGAAACAGAUGAUAAAACAGAGUUCCGCCCUAUUCAUUUAGCUGCACGGCUUGGGUUUGCUGAGGUUCUCCAACAAUUUAUCAAUGCUGGUUGUAAUCUCAACUCAAAAACAAAUUCUGGCGAUACUGCGUUGAUGAUAUGUGCAAGAAAUAAGUGUGAGGAGUGUCUUCAACUUCUGGCAUUGGCAGGUGCUGAUUUUGGUUUGGUUAAUUUGGCUGGUCAGUGUGCCAAGUCAAUUGCUGAAUCCAUGUGGUUGGCUCUUGGCUUCCAACAAGCAGUUCUAGAUGUAAUCCGAACUGGGGUACCUUUUGCCAUUCCAAAGUUGAAUGGGCUUCCAUUAUCUCACUCUCUCUAGGUGGGAGGGACUUGAAAGAAUGAAUUUGGGUGAAAAGUCCAAACAAUUUUGGGAUCUCCUUUCAAGCCCAACAUCUCUUUUUUUAAUAGGAAAUAAUCUGUAGAGGCUAAUAAAAAAUAAUAUAUUUUUACAAGAGGUCUCGAAUUUAAGACUUGAUUGUAAUCAUUGUAGUACAUUUUUUUUUUCUUUUCAAUAUAAUUUGAAAAAGAUUUUUUUUAUUUUAUUCACUUUUUCAUGUAAGAGUUGUGUGAAAUAUUACAAUUUUACUAGCUCAAUUGCUAUUGUGAUAAAUAUUACAGUUGGUUUUUAACAUCCCAUUAAAUGUGAUGGAUGGAAUCAGAGAAUUUCUCACAAUGUAUUCAAUGCAUUGGAGCACAUUGCAAUAAUACUAAAUAAUUACUUUCUAUUAUCAAA
Molecule: messenger RNA, 2058 nt
Organism: Cornus florida
Lineage: Eukaryota; Viridiplantae; Streptophyta; Magnoliopsida; Cornales; Cornaceae
Exons: 5
Coding region: 97-1644 (515 amino acids)
Molecular function (GO): protein binding
Source: RefSeq, a predicted model, not a curated record